AUGACAGCUGGGAUUGACACCAGAGCCCCCAACGACCCUCAUGUGGAGGAUAAAGCGCCUCCUCGGUCAGUGUGCAGUGAGAGUUGUCCUCCAGGUACCCGCAUGGCCAGAAAGAAGGGGGAACCUGAGUGUUGUUUUGACUGUGUCCCUUGUUCUGAGGGAAAGAUCAGCAAUACAACUGACUCCAUGGAGUGCACCCGUUGUCCAGAAGAUUUCUGGUCCAGCCCCCAGCGUGACCACUGUGUUCCUAAGAAAACAGACUUCCUCUCCUACCAUGAGCCUCUGGGUAUCUGCUUGACAACCACCUCACUGUUGGGCACAUGUAUCUGUGUUGUUGUUCUGGGCAUCUUCAUCCAUCAUCACAGCACACCUAUAGUUCGUGCCAACAAUUCAGAACUCAGUUUUCUUCUCUUGGUGUCACUUAAGUUCUGUUUCCUCUGUUCAUUGCUCUUCAUUGGACGACCCAGAUUAUGGACUUGCCAACUAAGACAUGCAGCAUUUGGCAUCAGCUUUGUGCUUUGUGUCUCAUGUAUCCUGGUGAAAACCAUGGUGGUUCUUGCUGUGUUCAGGGCCUCCAAACCAGGAGGUGAGUCCAGUCUCAAGUGGUUUGGUGCUGUGCAGCAGAGAGGUUCAGUUCUGGUUCUGACUUCUGUUCAAGCAGCAAUCUGCACUGUCUGGCUUGUCUCUGCUUCACCAGUGCCUCAUAAAAACACCCAGUAUCACAGUGACAAGAUAGUUUAUGAGUGUGCAGUUGGGUCCACAGUUGGUUUUGCAGUUUUACUUGGUUAUAUUGGUUUACUGGCUGUCCUCAGUUGUUUGUUAGCUUUUCUAGCAAAAAAUCUUCCAGACAGUUUCAAUGAGGCCAAACUCAUCACUUUCAGCAUGUUGAUCUUCUGCGCAGUGUGGGUGGCCUUUGUCCCUGCUUACAUCAGCUCACCAGGCAAAUAUGCAGAUGCAGUGGAGGUAUUUGCCAUCCUGGCCUCCAGUUUUGGCCUGUUGGUGGCGCUGUUUGGACCCAAAUGUUACAUAAUCCUGUUCAGACCAGAGAGAAACACAAAGAAAGCCAUCAUGGGUCGUGGCAUUGGGUCAUAG
This is a messenger RNA of Solea solea (common sole), 1092 nucleotides long. RefSeq names its product vomeronasal type-2 receptor 26-like. The transcript has 3 exons. Gene Ontology annotation, cellular component: membrane. Bases 1 to 1092 code for a protein of 363 amino acids. The record is from RefSeq and is a predicted model, not a curated record. Gene Ontology annotation, molecular function: G protein-coupled receptor activity. Gene Ontology annotation, biological process: G protein-coupled receptor signaling pathway. Lineage: Eukaryota; Metazoa; Chordata; Actinopteri; Pleuronectiformes; Soleidae.